Seriola aureovittata is the source of this 2096-nucleotide messenger RNA. RefSeq lists its product as uncharacterized. The record is from RefSeq and is a predicted model, not a curated record. Gene Ontology annotation, cellular component: cytoplasm. Gene Ontology annotation, biological process: phosphatidylethanolamine biosynthetic process. Bases 869 to 1849 code for a protein of 326 amino acids. The transcript has 8 exons. NCBI's taxonomy places the organism in Eukaryota, Metazoa, Chordata, Actinopteri, Carangiformes, Carangidae. Gene Ontology annotation, molecular function: ethanolamine kinase activity.
UAACUUUCAUAUAAAUAUAUAAUUAUGAAAAUAAUACUGUAUAUGCAACUCAGAGACAAAAGGCAUUUAAUAACACUGUGAAAGCCAAUGCAAAGCAUCCAAAUGGCACCUCUUUAAAUAGUGGAUCAGAUGUGAAGGUGGGCCUGUGUUCACUUCCCCUCCAGAUGAAAAAGUGUUGUGUGCAGGUCCCAUCUGAGGCUCAGAAAAUGCCUUGGAGACUGUGGCAGAGAAUGAGAGACUCUGAGAAACCGCUGAAUGACAACAAAUGUCCGACGAGACCUUUGCAGGCAAACAGUGGUCACUGUGGGAUUGUAGUGUACACACACAGAGCCAGGAAGAGCUGAGCUGGAAGUGUCAAGAAACAAGUCCAGGCUGCAGCUCUCUGCAGCUGGACAUCUGUCAUUUACCUACUCUUGCAUAUGUGUGUCUGUUUUUCUGCAUGACAGUUUAAUUUAACAUUCAUGUAUUUUGGGUUUUUUUUUUGCUUCAGUUUAGAGGAAAGCAAAAUCAGAGAUCCAGGAGUUUUCUUCUUUCAGCUCUUUAUCCCUUUCGGUCUCAGUCUGUUUAUAUAAUGUUUGUUGUUUUGUUCAUAUAUAUAAUAUCUUGACUAUUAAUACUUUGAAUCUGGGUUUACAUUGAUUACAGAUUUGCUUUCCAAUGCGCAUCACAAAAAUUUGUAUUUUAUUAACUUUCUAAAGAAAUAAAGAAUAUGCUUCAUCUGAACACAGUUUAAACUAAACAUUUGAACAUUAAUCCAGGACCUGCUGAUUGAUACAGGUGUGAAUUCUCUUGCAAAUAUGCAAAUGCCCAAAAACCAACUGAUGCACAAUGAACCUGGGACUUUAGAUGGCUGAUCCAUUGAUCCUCAAUGGUGGAAUGUAACAAGUAUGUUUAUACGUUCACAGAGGGCAUCACCAACCAGCUGAUCGGCUGCUACGUGGGCUCUCUCCAGGAGCCUGGUUGUGUCCUGGUGCGGCUGUACGGCAGAAUGACGGAGCUCUACGUGAACCGGGACCGGGAGGUGGAGAUGUUCCAGGUCUUCCACGCCCACGGCUGCGGCCCACAGAUCUACUGCAGCUUCCAGAAUGGCAUCUGCUACGAGUUUGUUAGAGGAACGGUGCUGGAUGACGAUCUGCUCCAGCAGCCCUCCAUCUACAGAUUGAUCGCAGCAGAGAUGGGGAGAAUCCACUCGAUCCAGCCAAAAUGUGGUCUGUCUGCUGAACCUCUGCUCUGGACAAAAAUGUCCCACUUUCUCACACUGGUGCAGAGCAGCAUCAACAGCAGCCCGUCCGAGCAGCGCUGCACAAAGAGUUCUGCGGCUCUGCUAGAGGUGCCCAGCUUUGAGACUCUGUCAGCGGAAAUGGAGUCACUGAAGAGACACCUCUCGCAGACUGACUCGCCGACUGUCCUCUGCCACAACGACCUCCUGACGAAAAACAUAAUAUACAACCAGAAAGAGGGAAUGGUGAAAUUCAUUGACUACGAAUACGCCGAUUACAACUACCAGGCCUUCGAUAUUGGAAAUCACUUCAAUGAAUUUGCCGGUGUGAAUGAUGUUAACUACAGCCUGUAUCCGAGUCGGGAGCUGCAGAGGGACUGGCUGACGGCCUAUCUGGAGAGUUACAAGCACAGCGCAGGACGUGAGGUCACGGUUACAGAGGCAGAAGUUACGCAGCUCUACAUUCAAGUCUGCAAAUUCUCACUGGCGUCCAACUUCUUCUGGGGUCUCUGGGCCAUCCUGCAGUCUCGCUUUUCAUCCAUCGACUUUGACUUCCAAAGAUACGCCACAGCACGACUCAACUUCUACUUUGAGAAGAAAGAGGAAUAUUUUGGCCUGACAAUGAACUAGAGCCAGAGGACAAAGGACCAACGUGUUUUAAAUGAGAGGUAUCCUCAUCUGCUCCGUGUAUCCAAGAAGAGUUCUGACUGAUGUGACCGUGUCCUUCCUUGUUGCACUGAACAAUAUCGUCUGUGGAUGGAAGGCACAGAAUAAGCUUAUAAAAGUGCUCCCCAUUGUUUGUUAUUUCAGGCUGAAGUGUGAGUUAAUAUGUUUUGCUAUCACUGUGAUUUCUAAAAUAUUUGUUUUACCACAGUCA